AUGAUUAUUGCCGCUCGAUUUCACCCUACAGGCAACAUUCCGACAUGGCUACAGACCGAGAGUUCGCUGCUGCGCGACUGGCUUGGCUUCCACCAGGUUGGGAAGGCGGACGUGCGCGCUUUCAGAGGUUACAACGUGACAGCGCUGCCUGCCGACGUGGCGGCAAAGGCUAACGCGUUGCGGCAGGACUUUGCCACAAAGAAUCCUGCGCCACAGAAGUUGGCGCGGGCUCAGAAAGCGGAGCGGAACGUUUCUGUUGCUGGGAAGAAGGCACGCGAAAUCACCCAGGCACUUGAGGAUGCGAUCAAGGCCAGUGAUGAGGUCGUGCUCAAAAGCGUGAUUUCUCAAGCCAAGGAGGCGGGCAUCGAAAAAAGCAUCAUCGACGAAGCUGAGACCGUGCUGGAGUCAUUGGCAGCUUCCAAGAAGCUGCAGGCAGCCAUGCAAAGCAGAGACCCUACUGCACUGGUUCAGGCCAUCAUCCUGGCAAAGAUGACCGGUGUCGAUGAAGAGAAGGUUCAGCAGGCAGAAGACCUGAUGAACGAGCUCGUCGUCCCGUCUGAAGAGCAUGGUAGAUCCUUCUAUGCCCCAGCUCCGAAGACUGAGAAAGAGUCAGUGGCAGAGGAGGCUCCCACACAGAAGAAGAAGAAGAAAAGCUGGGCGGGACUCUUGAACACUGGACCGAAGUAUGCAGGCCGAAAUCGGGAGGAGGACGAUGCGCCGCCCCCUGAGCCGGAGCCCGUCAAGCCGGCACCUGAAGCCACCAUGCCCGAAAGCACAGGAAAAGAAGGAAAGGCCAAGGGCAAAGGCAAAGGCAAAGAUGGAAAGGACGGGAAGGGAAAGGAUGGAAAGGACGAUGGCAAGCCUUACUUGGUGGUGGACCCCGACGCCGGAGCUGGUGUUGAACUCACUGCGACAUGUUGGGGGAUGCACGUCGACGAAGUCGAGGACGAGCCCGGCCAACCGCAUCUUCAGGCGGGUUGCACCAUCACCGCCAUCGACGGAACCAGCCUGCUGGGCUUGGAGGAUGAGGAUGCCGUGGUCGCCACCUUCGGUGAGAAGUUCAAGCAUGGGGCGAUCAUCGAGGUUGACCCCGCAACCUUUGACACUUUGGAGCUGCCGCCAGAUGCCACGCAUUGGCCUGUGAGCUUCCAGGAGGAUCUGGACAUGCUCGCUUCGAAGUUCGCCUUGGAUUGCAGCAUCUCCAAGCUUGGCUUGGAGCUGGCAGGGCCGUCGGUGGCCAUGGAGCCUGCAAAGCUUGAGCUCCGGCAGCUCUUGGAUUUUUACGUCCAUGGCCAGUCAGCCGAGCAACAGAAGCAACGAAAGGUGGACCAGGAGGCUAUCCAGAUGGCUAUUCGCCAGAACCAAGAGAGAUUGCGCCGAGAAGCGGAGGAGUAUGCUGCGUGGCAGGCGUAUGUUCAACAAAUGCAGGACACCUAUACUGCAUAUGCGAUUGCAGCUCAUCAGGCCAUGCAGCAACAGAUGAUGCAAGUUGCAAUGCAACAGCAAGCUAUGCAGCAACAUGCUAUGGCCAUGCAGCAUCAGCACCAGACAAUGGCGAUGCCACAGGCUGCGCCACAGCAUGCAAUGCAGCAGCAAGCAUGGCAGCAGCCAUGUGCUCCAUACGCUCAGCAACCCCAGUCGAUGUAUGGUGCAAAUGCUCAGGCAAUGUUUCAGAUGCCUGCAGAGUGGGUUCUAUAUUAUAACCAGCAAGGCCAGCCAUAUUACUACAAUGAAAGGACAGGUGAAAGCGCAUGGUCUCUUGCACCAGGAACCAACUUCAGGCAGGGUGGCCAAGCCGCAUGUGGCGGUUGUGGCUGUGGAGGGUGUGGCAUGCCGUAUGGUCAGCAACAGCCCAUGUGGGGUCAGCCGGGGUACGGUCACCCCUGGGGCUAG
Symbiodinium necroappetens is the source of this 1893-nucleotide messenger RNA. The record is from the annotation of a GenBank genome assembly. Lineage: Eukaryota; Dinophyceae; Suessiales; Symbiodiniaceae.